Ostrea edulis (European flat oyster) is the source of this 4619-nucleotide messenger RNA. RefSeq lists its product as uncharacterized. Gene Ontology annotation, biological process: proteolysis. NCBI's taxonomy places the organism in Eukaryota, Metazoa, Mollusca, Bivalvia, Ostreida, Ostreidae. The transcript is spliced from 31 exons. The record is from RefSeq and is a predicted model, not a curated record. Gene Ontology annotation, cellular component: membrane. Gene Ontology annotation, molecular function: metalloendopeptidase activity; wide pore channel activity; zinc ion binding. Bases 21 to 4598 code for a protein of 1525 amino acids.
CGCAGCUUACCUGAUCGGUCAUGCUGUGCUUUCUACCUCUACUGGUGAUAUUUGCAUCAGCGGGACAGAGUCAGGGGAUAGCUGAUAAAAUAGACACUGAUCUAGAAAUUGUCCCAAGACAAGAUGCACAGCAGCAAAAGUUCAUAGAUGCAGAUUUUUCAACUCAAGAGAACUUGGAUGGUGAAAGUGUUGACCUCCAGGACAGUCCCAUUCUGGACGAGAAUGAUGACAACGAGGGAGAUGGAGAUAAUGCUCACGAAUUUCAUGUGGUUGGAAAGAAGGGCCAGUCCAACGCGGCUCACAACAAGUGGCGAUGCUAUCAUCGGAAAAUUAAUAUCUAUAUUACUGAUGAAGACGACACUCUGGAAAGAAAUGAAACGGAGUGUCUAGAAUACCACCGUCAACAGGAAAUAGCAAUGCAACACGGCCGUAUGCCUGAAGAUGUCCCUUUUCCUGGUGUACCAUGUGAGAUGUCUAUUCCGACGAACGGGGAGACAAGGAGGGAUAAAAGAUUCGCUCAUAAAAAUGCUGGUGUCUGGGACUUUGGGAUUGUUCCAUAUGUCUUUGAUAUUGAAAUAAUGGCCGAUAAGGAUAAACAGAUGGGGCGAAUGCGAGCUCACAAUCAUUAUGAGUACUGGACCUGCAUACGUUUCGUUCCAUACAAUGAAACAACACAAAGGGACUACAAGCUGGGUCACAACAACUACCUAAAUCACAUACUUGAUGAAGGCUGCUGGUCAUCAGUUGGAAAUAAACGAAGCAAGAAUGGUCAAAAUAUUAACUGUUGUGGUAACGAUAUUUGUGUUCAUGAACUUGGCCAUGUUUUUGGAUUACAUCAUGAGCAAAGGAACCCCUUACAUCAUAACUACUUGGAUGUACACUAUGGUAAUAUUCUGGAAGAACACUACGAUCAAUACUACGUGCAGAACAUCAAAAGCAGCCAGUUGUUUGGACGUUAUGAUUUGUCGAGUGUAAUGCACUACGGAAUGUAUACCUUCUCGAAUGGAGGAAAGACAAUGACAGUCUUUGAUCCAGACUUGGAGUACCUGGUGAAGAAACUUGAUCCUUACCAAUAUUAUAUGUUCAAUGAAGUUUCGCAAAUCUCAGAGUGUCAAGGUAUAAAGUGUAGCAGUUUUUCACUAACCUGUGAGAACUCUGGAUACCCGGCCUUUAUAAAAAACAAAUGUACCUGUCGCUGUCCGGAGGGACUAGAUCCUGCCACAGGAUGUAGCACACGAUACGACGGAGAUCGAAUGAUUGCAACUACAUGGCCGCCGGAUUCCUUCACUCUCCUCAGUACUCAGAUUACCGGCUGUCCGAGUGGUUUUUAUGAAGGUGGUUUCACACAGCGUCACAAAAAGACCCGAUUGACUCGUCAAAGUUCUAAAUUUAGUGCUGACAUAAUGUCAAAACGCACCUCAACUCGGUACAAAUUUUGUACCAAAAAGAAAACAAGUAUAAACGGAAUUUCACCACACUGGCCUAAAGGAAAAUAUUGCAUCUAUCGUCAUGGAGGAGUUUGUCCAAGUGGAUUCAGUGAGGGGUAUAUACAGUUUGACGAUAGAAGGAAACCCUCCGACUUUUACGGCAUUCUUCCUGAUGGUCACUUUUCCAGAGACACACGGUUUUACUUUUGUUGCCGAAGUGAUGGAGCUACACGUGCGACCAUAAUUCUUCCUUCAAAGGAACCGUUUAUUUUGUUUCCAACUUCUUCAACUUGUCAGGAAGUGUCAGGAAUGAUCUCAAACAAGCAAUAUAUAAGAAUAAAAAACAAAAAGAGGAAAAAGUUGUUCCAUACCUCUGGGGAUACACCACACAUAACCAUUUCGUACAUAGUAAACUAUAGAAUAGAUUUCUGCUUUUAUACACCGAACAAUUACAACGAAUCACUUUCUUACUCAAAAUGGCCGAAGGAGUCUUUUGGAUUAAUUCAAACAGCUCUAGGUUGCCCAACAGGAUUUGAAUCUGGACAACUUGUCGAAUACUCGCAAUAUUCUUUUGUUUCGUCUGAUACUGACACUGCACUCAAGUCGGAGGGUGAAGCUCUACGUUAUAAGUUCUGUACAAAGACAGAAACUACCCCAAUUGGAGACCGGGCAAUGUGGAGCCCUGGAUCAUAUUGUAUCCUCCGAGUCGGGGGAGUGUGUCCUGAUGGAUUCUCUGAAGGUCACGUUUCAUUGGUGGACAGUCAACCGCCAGAAAAUGUGGCUGGUUCCCUUCCCGAUGGUUCCUUCGUUGAUCACAUGACCCUGACUUUCUGCUGCCGAUCGGAUGGAUUUACUCGGAAUCCAAUUCAACUACCUAACAAAGAAUCUUUCAUAAUGUUCAAAGAAUCCUCUUCUUGUCAAAAUGUUGAAGACAUGAGCUUUGAAGAGAGUGAUUUUACCGUUGGAACUAAAUCUAAAGCACCAACGUCCUCCGGACACAUACCGUAUAUAUACACCAAUCGUUACAAAAAGACAUAUAUCUACAUAUGUUACUACUAUCCAACUCAAUAUGACUGUGGCGAUACAAUACACUUAACUAAAGAUGGACAGACGUCUGCAGACAUUUCAAGUCCCGGGUAUCCUAACCCAUACCCUGGAGGAAAAACAUGCUACUGGAAUAUUAUUGCACCAGAAGGUUUCAAGUUAAAACUUGAAUUCAACGAAUUUGAUGUUGCGGCUAACCCCGAAGGAACUUGUAAUGACAGAUUAGAAAUUAGACAUUCACUUCCUGGUCAGUUUGGACUGAGCUUUUGCGGAGACAGAUUCCCCAUGACCGUUCUUUCAGAAGAAAACCAGUUAGGACUGACCUUUCAAAGCAGUUUACGGCAAUAUGGACGGGGUUUUUCUGCGGAAGUUAAACUUCUAGAACAAAAUGACAUUAACUUCUGUUAUACGAAUGAUGGAGAAAAUUACAGAGGAAAUGUUGAUAUCACUCGACGAUUUGCUAAAUGUUUACCAUGGUCGGAAAUGAAACAUUGCUCAAGCAAUACAUAUAAUCCUGAGGAUCUAGACGAUGACCUACUUGGUAAUUAUUGUCGGAAUCCUGGCCGCGGCACUAGACCUUGGUGUUUCACCAAUAAGUUCCUGUGUACUAGAGACUAUUGUGAUGUGUGUGGAAUCGAAAGGUGCUACGAUAUAUUUGACGAUUGUGCUGAAAGAACAAAAGAUAUUUUAGACUGUCAUCGAGAACCAGAAUUGACAAGAGGCUGUAGAAUGUCGUGCAGAAUGUGUGGUAGUCAACAUGAAGAUGGUGUUGGAUAUACAAAUUGCAAUAAACCAACCAUCCCAUCAGAUUCAACAAGUGGUAUAUUGAAAGAGAAUUAUUCCGUGGGUGACACGGUAGAUUUCAUGUGUAAAACAAACGCCUUCGAGAAGCAAACAAUAACCUGUUUAGCUGACGGAUCAUGGUCGAAUGCUGGGUUUGCUUGUGGACGUUGUAAAACUGGAUGGACGCCUUACCAAGGUCAGUGUUAUAAAGUUUUUGAGGAGGAGGUGGACCGUACCACUGCAGUAGCACGCUGUGUAGGUGAAAACAAGGCAACGCUGACGUCCAGUAAAGACACGGAAGGAAACAAUUUCUUGAGAAGUUUGGUACAAAAUGGUGUAGACUUUUGGAUCGGUAUAGAAAACGGGUUUUGGUCAGAUGGACAGCAAGUUGAAUGGUCUAACUAUAAGCGAGGUGCUUCAAAGAGCUGUGCGUAUAUGUCAGCGAAAACUGGAAAAUGGCGAGGAGUUAGCUGUGGGUCGGCAUACUAUAUCCACUACGUUUGCUCAUAUUCACCAAAAGCUCGACAGAUAUGUGAGGACGCGACAUCACACUGCGAACAGUACAUACAGCAGGAUCCCCACGCAUGCGCUAAUGCUGACUUUGUUUGGCAUACGUGUCCUGAAACUUGUGGAUAUUGCAACAGUGUACAAGACAAUUGUCCUGUACCCAGCGUGAUCCCAUAUAGCAACACUGAACUUCUCACGUCUGCUGCCGCCCUGUCCAUCGGAAACGUGUUAGAAUACAGGUGUAAAUCUGGUUUCUCUCACGCUGACGGAAAUCUCCACAGAGCCUGCCUCAGAAAUGGGACAUUUACCGGUUCCCUGCCAGUAUGCAAAGCUUCCGAUACAAUGCCUGAACCUAAUAACGAUGCACCCCUACUACAGCUUGGUAAAUCUUUACUGACCAAGUUUUCCUACACUGGUGUUAAUGAUAUGAUGCGCAUAAAUAAAAACGGAAGGGUUGUCAAAUGGCAGUUUUACAGUGAGACAAACGGCAUCAUUGCUCUACAAGUUUGGAGGCCAACUUCGACAGCUAAAACCUACACACUGAUUGGUCAGAAUGAGGUCUCGGAAACGUAUGUGGAAAGAAUUCGUACAUAUGAGGUGCCACUUGAUAACCAGAUCGAGGUUCAGUCAGGAGACAUGAUUGGUGUAUUUCCCCUUAGCGCUGAAAUUCCGUAUGAAAGAUGCAACAAGGCCGAUGUAGGAGCAACAUAUGGCUCCGUGAUGGUGUCAGUGAGCAGGAAAUCCACAACUUCUGGUUGGAAAGUUUUGUCUGAUUACUCGUUCAAGGAUAUUAGCACCAACUGCAGAGUCAUACCCGUAACUGCUUUCAUUCAGUAGAUUAAAAUACUUUAAAAUAUG